Molecule: messenger RNA, 6826 nt
Organism: Leopardus geoffroyi (Geoffroy's cat)
Lineage: Eukaryota; Metazoa; Chordata; Mammalia; Carnivora; Felidae
Gene: EDEM3
Product: ER degradation enhancing alpha-mannosidase like protein 3
Exons: 20
Coding region: 101-3181 (1026 amino acids)
Biological process (GO): mannose trimming involved in glycoprotein ERAD pathway; carbohydrate metabolic process; endoplasmic reticulum mannose trimming
Cellular component (GO): endoplasmic reticulum; membrane
Molecular function (GO): mannosyl-oligosaccharide 1,2-alpha-mannosidase activity; calcium ion binding
Source: RefSeq, a predicted model, not a curated record
UCCCGCCUUUUGUCCACGUCUCACUUCUCCCGGCCAAUGCCCUCUCCUGUCCCCGGAGCCAGCCUCUCUCCGAUCUGGUCCCCAUUGGUCCUGAGCCUCAAUGCCCCGGGCCCUACCCGGAAGUAACGUUGGGGGAGGCGGUUUCCUAGACUACGACACCGGAAAGCUGGGGGAGGCGCUCCGGGCUGCUAAGGGCGGAGGGCGGUGGCAGCGCUGGCGCUGGGGACCGGCUCGGCGGUUUCGGGAAGCAGUUCGGCUACGGCUACCGCUUGCGUUGCUCCGCAUCCCGCCCUCGGCACGGCUCGCAGCCCCCUUGCCACCCGCGUCCAGCAAUGUGUCCCACCGGCCGGGCGUAGCCGCUGCGCGUGCGCGGAACCGCAGGGCCAUGAGCGAAGCCGGCGGCUGCCGGGGCUGUGGGUCCUCGGUCCCCCAGCGAGCGCCAUGGAGCCUGGUAGCGGCGACGGCCGCCUUCUGCCUGGUGUCGGCCACGUCUGUGUGGACGGCGGGGGCCGCGCCCAUGAGUAGGGAAGAGAGACAGAAGCUUGGGAAUCAAGUACUGGAAAUGUUUGAUCAUGCUUAUGGUAACUAUAUGGAACAUGCUUACCCAGCGGAUGAACUCAUGCCUUUAACCUGCAGAGGUCGUGUUAGAGGCCAGGAACCAAGUCGGGGUGACGUUGAUGACGCCUUGGGAAAAUUUUCCUUGACACUGAUUGAUUCUUUGGACACUCUUGUGGUAUUAAAUAAAACUAAAGAAUUUGAAGAUGCAGUGAGAAAAGUUUUAAGAGAUGUUAAUUUAGAUAAUGAUGUAGUUGUAUCAGUCUUUGAAACAAACAUCAGAGUUCUUGGGGGUCUGUUGGGCGGACACUCCUUGGCAAUCAUGCUGAAAGAAAAAGGCGAGUACAUGCAGUGGUACAAUGAUGAACUUCUCCAAAUGGCAAAGCAAUUGGGUUACAAACUUUUACCAGCUUUCAAUACUACCAGUGGCCUUCCUUAUCCAAGAAUUAAUUUAAAGUUUGGUAUCAGAAAACCAGAAGCUCGGACAGGAACUGAGACAGAUACCUGUACAGCUUGUGCAGGUACCUUGAUCCUUGAGUUUGCUGCUUUAAGUCGAUUCACAGGAGCAACAAUAUUUGAGGAAUACGCAAGAAAAGCUCUUGAUUUUCUCUGGGAAAAAAGACAGCGAAGUAGUAAUUUAGUAGGCGUGACUAUAAAUAUUCAUACUGGAGAUUGGGUAAGAAAAGAUAGUGGAGUUGGAGCAGGGAUUGAUUCAUAUUAUGAAUAUCUAUUGAAAGCCUAUGUCUUACUUGGAGAUGACAGUUUUCUGGAAAGAUUUAAUACUCAUUACGAUGCCAUAAUGAGGUACAUUAGCCAGCCACCUCUUCUACUUGAUGUGCAUAUCCACAAGCCAAUGCUCAAUGCUCGGACUUGGAUGGAUGCUUUGCUCGCCUUUUUUCCAGGUUUGCAGGUCUUAAAGGGGGAUAUUAGACCUGCCAUUGAAACUCAUGAAAUGUUGUAUCAGGUGAUUAAAAAACACAAUUUCCUACCAGAGGCAUUUACGACAGAUUUCAGGGUACAUUGGGCUCAACAUCCUUUAAGACCAGAAUUUGCAGAAAGUACCUACUUCUUGUACAAAGCUACAGGAGAUCCUUACUACCUUGAAGUAGGGAAAACACUUAUUGAAAAUUUAAAUAAAUAUGCUAGAGUGCCUUGCGGAUUUGCUGCCAUGAAGGAUGUUCGUACUGGAAGUCAUGAGGACAGAAUGGAUUCUUUUUUCUUGGCUGAGAUGUUUAAAUAUCUUUACCUGUUAUUUGCCGAUAAAGAAGACAUUAUCUUUGACAUAGAAGAUUACAUCUUUACAACAGAAGCUCAUCUGUUACCUCUUUGGCUCUCUACUACAAAUCAAAGCAUCUCUAAGAAGAAUACAACUUCAGAAUAUACAGAACUGGAUGACAGUAAUUUUGAUUGGACUUGUCCAAACACUCAGAUUCUCUUCCCUAAUGACCCGUUGUAUGCUCAGAGCAUUCGUGAACCCUUGAAAAAUGUGGUGGAUAAGAGCUGUCCUAGAGGCAUCAUCAGAGUAGAGGAGAGUUUCAGGAGUGGAGCUAAACCCCCUCUGAGAGCCCGAGAUUUCAUGGCCACUAACCCUGAACAUUUAGAAAUCUUGAAGAAGAUGGGGGUGAGUUUGAUUCACCUCAAAGAUGGGAGAGUCCAGUUGGUUCAACAUGCAAUCCAAGCUGCUAGUUCAAUUGAUGCUGAAGAUGGGUUGAGGUUCAUGCAGGAGAUGAUUGAACUGUCAAGUCAGCAACAGAAAGAACAGCAGCUACCUCCACGAGCUGUACAGAUUGUUUCCCACCCAUUUUUUGGCAGGGUAGUGUUGACUGCUGGACCAGCUCAGUUUGGGCUAGAUCUGUCUAAACAUAAAGAGACGAGAGGAUUUGUUGCAAGCAGUAAACCAUACAAUGGUUGUUCAGAGCUCACUAACCCCGAGGCAGUGAUGGGAAAAAUCGCUUUGAUACAAAGAGGACAGUGCAUGUUUGCAGAAAAGGCACGCAACAUUCAGAAUGCUGGUGCCAUUGGUGGCAUUGUUAUUGAUGACAAUGAGGGGAGCAGCAGUGAUACUGCCCCUCUGUUCCAGAUGGCAGGUGAUGGGAAGGACACAGAUGACAUCAAGAUCCCCAUGCUAUUCUUAUUUAGUAAAGAAGGAAGUAUCAUACUGGAUGCCAUCCGGGAAUAUGAGGAGGUGGAGGUGCUCCUUUCUGACAAAGCAAAAGAUAGAGAUCCUGAAAUGGAAAAUGAAGAACAACCAUCCUCUGAAAAUGAUUCUCAGAGUGCUGAACAGAUUACAUCAAGUUCUCAGGAGGUUGAUUUGGUUGAUCAAGAGUCUCCUGAGGAAAGUUCUCUAAACUCUCAACCAGAAUCAUUAUCUCCAGCAGAUAUGGACAAUGCUGCAAGUGUUUCUCCUUCUGAACAGAUUUCUAACCCCAUGGAAAACCAUGAGACUACAAGUCUUGAUGGUGAAUGUACAGAUUUAGAUAACCAGCUUCAAGAACAAUCAGAAACUGAGGAAGAUUCCAAUCCUAAUGUUAGCUGGGGUAAAAAGGUCCAGCCUAUAGACUCCAUAUUAGCAGACUGGAAUGAAGAUAUAGAAGCAUUUGAAAUGAUGGAGAAAGAUGAACUAUGACUCACUAAAGAAUCUGGUGGUAGGUAUUUAAAAAGAAAAGCCAAACUGUGGUUAACAGACACCCGAAUACUAAGCAGGCUCUCUAAUGGGAGUCUUCUAGUAUGGUGAUGAGCAACCACGUUCUGACUGAGAUAGUUAACAUAGGAAUCUGGAACAUGCCGUGUUAGAACUGACCUUGCUUAAAACCGUCCCAUCAAAAAUGGAAACUCCCAACCCUCCCCCUCUCCCCACCCUGACCCCAUGACAGCGUCGCGUGCCACCCUGCAGCACCUCAGGCCAGGAAAAGAUUGCUGGCGUUCCUAGGAACCAGAUUUCUGCAGUCUUGUCAGAUAGACAAGAAACAAAUUUGGUUAAUAGUGGAGAGGAGAAUAGGAAUUUGUAGAGCUUUCUAAUUAAAGGAAGUUCAGCUUUCUUGGUUUUGGGGUUAGAGACUCUUUGGGGAAAAUACAGGUGAGUACUGCGGGCAUUCUGGUUAUGUUGCCUUCACAAAAACACUCAGAGUGACCUAAGUGAUUGUGAAGCAGAUGCAUUCAUGGUGAAAGCAGCCUUUGCUCAUCACUUUCACUUGCUUCAUUGUGUAACAAAUGAUCAAGAGGACUUGAUUUUUUUUCUCUCCUCACAAUGUCCUUUUCAUUUAAACCAAAGGUGAAGCCAGUGUACUUUCUCAGUGAGUUCUCUGCAUAAAGGCUAAUCGUUGGGACCAGGAUAAAAGGUCAUAUAAUAUAUUGUGGAAAUUGGUUACUUAAUGCUUCUGAAAAAUGGAACAAGGGGGAAACUGUAAUGUUGUGAUAAUGAACUUGCCAUUGGGCCUUCCAUAGGGAAAGCUGUGACUGACCUGAAAUGGCACUUAAAGUUCUGUCCUUGUAGGGCAAAUUAUAAAUCUUUUCCAGUUCAUCGCUCUUAGAGGUGAUUAACUCUAGCCAUCAGCCUUACUCCAUCCCAUGUUUAGUAUGCAAUUUGAGCCACAAGGGCCACAUCGCCAGUAGCUGAGUACAUUAUGUUCCAUUUUUCUAUCUUAGGGAGCCAUAAUAAAACUGUGGUAGUAAUCUGAAAAUCCUAGGGAAACUACUAUUUUUCUUCUUUGAAACUAUGGUUUCUAAAGUUGCACCUAAGGAGUCUGUCACAUUUUCUGUUGAAUCAUGGUUUUUAAGAUGUUUCAUUUUUGUUUUGUUUUAACAAAUAUUCCUUCUGAUAUGGACUUGAAAAUUAGUCUAUGGUAACCUGUGUAAAAAACUUACACAGUAGCAACUAACAAAUAGCCAUAUAGCUUAAUGAGAAUUUCUUUUUCUUUUCUUUUCUUUUCUUUUUUUUUUUUCUUUUCUUUUUUUUUUUUUUUUUUUUUUUUUUUUUUUUUUUUUUUUUUGGUGGCAGUCUGGUGCUAGCCACAUUUAAGUUUUUAAAAAUUGUUGUUGAUAUCCUAUAGACAGCCCUGUAGUUGAAAUCAUGGUUUUAUUCAUUUUAUUUAUUUUUUAAAACUUACCUAAAUCAGUCUAAAGGAGUAUUUGUGAGACUUAAUUUUCUUUCUCUUUACCAUGACAUGACCUAAUAGUCUUUUCUGAAAACAGUUUUGAGGUACUAAUGAACUUAAACUGUAUAUGGAGCUGUUAAGAGAACAGCAGUGCUGUACUGUAGUUAUGUAUAUUCAUGUACAGUGUGUCUUAGAUCCCAGGUAGUCAUAUUCUUUUGUAAGGGGAUGAAUAGCUGCUUUCAAAAAUUCCGGCUAAAUGUAACUGGGUCAAUGAGUAAUAAAACUAAUAGAGAAGACACUUUUGGGGGGGAGAGGGGUGGGGAAGAGUAGUUAUAAGAUCAUUAUUGGCCCUUAAUUAAACCUGACACUAAAGUGGAUAUUUUAGUCUUUCUGCAUGUGAAAUUUGGUGUAAGAAGAUAGAACUAUAAUACAUACAGUAUAUGGAAGGAUAGAUAUAGUGCUUUGUUCAUCUUAAUUGCAAAGCUGCCAAAAUAGCUGAAGCUUAAUUAUUUGACUUGCCUUGAUUUGUAGGACUGGGGCUUUGAGAAAAGGAGCAGAUGUUCCUCUAAGACUUUGAUUACAGAAGCCUUAUAUACAUUGGUUUGAUUUUGUAUUUGUAGCUCAGAGUCAUUGUUGUCUAAAUCCAACUUUCUAAGUUAGCAAAACAACGUAAAAAAUUUUUUUUUCCCCACAAAGUUCUCAUGGUAACGAGAACCAGCUUACUCUCCCUUCCUUUGGCCAUUAGGGGGAGUUGUUGCCAUUCAUUGAUGUCUAGAAGCAAAUUGUUCACUUUUUUAGAAAAGUGAAUCCUUAAAAAAAAAAAAAGAAAAAAAAAUUUAAGAAAUUAUACUUUAUACCCAGAAUCAUAUUUGAUUUUUCCCUAGUUAAGAAGGUAUAAUGUUCAGCCUCAAAACUCCCAGCAUUAUCAUUAUUCAUUAUUAUUAUUAUUAUUAUUAUUAUUAUUAUUCAAUGUACUGCCAUGAAGUUGUUUUUGAGUUCAUUAAAAAAUUCCAACAGCAUUAGGUUUUUGUUUUUUUUUAAUGUUUUGUUUUUUAAAUACCUUUGAUAGACGUUUUAUUUACUUCCUAAAUAUUCAGGGGAUUCUAUGAGACCCUGAAUUUUAGAAACAUCUGGUCUACCUCAGUUAAAUGUUGACUGCAUAGAAAUAGAGAUGAAGUGAUCGCCACAGCCAUAAAAUUGUUUGAAUAAGAAGGAUUUAUACAAUGUUUACAAACCUGGAAUCAAGUAAGGAAUUUAUCUGAAAGUGAAAAGUUAGAUAUUAGAGCAAGUGUUUAAUUCAGGUAUUUUCAAGUUUUAAAACUUAACUUGUUUACCUACUAAAAAUAGCUAUAGUUUUUCUGCUUAUGAAAGUCCAUUGAAAUGAUAAUACCCUAAUUUGCAAUAAUUUUCCCAUAAAGUUUUAGGUAUGAAAGAAUUGUAAUUUACUGGAUAUGUUUAGGAUGGGAUAUUUUGUUGGCAGGUUUUUUUGUUUGUUUGUUUGUUUUUUUUAACAUUUAAUAGGCUUCCAACAAGAAUACAGUUGUUUCAAGAACAAAUUAUUUUUUGACAUUAUACUUUUCCCUUUUUCUUCACAGUAUUAGUAAAAUGAUAAAUUGUGCACUCUCUGGUUUUAGUUUCUAAUAUGCUUAUGCUUUUGAGAAUUUUUUAAAAAUUCAAAUAUUAUCAUCAUAGCCCUUUUUACAAUAAAACCAGCAUUUGUUCUCUCACCAGACCCCAUGUCAGAUUCAUUAUAAAGGAAGCUCAGCAUAAGUAAUUCAAGUCGUGCUUAUAAUUUUGGAGGUGGGGUGGGCUGAUUUAGUAAAUAUUCCAACCGGUCGUUUUAUGCACAAGGCUUCAGUCAGAACAUAGAAAAAAAAAAACAUUCUGUGAAUGAAAUAUUGUAUGUUCAGAUUUUAUAAAAGACAUUUUUAAAAGCCCAAUUUACAGCCGUAUAUUUUCUUAUGAUGUAAUUUAUGAAAAAGAUGUCUGUACUUACAGGUGCUGUAACACUACUGUUGUUGGAUUUUAUUGUUUGGUGAUAAAUGUAUACAAUAUUUCUAAGGGAAACUAUGUACUGUGAUGUAAAAGUCUGGGCAAAAUGUAUAUAAUCCUUGUAUAUAAUUGUGUAUUUGAUUAUAAUUACUGAUUGUAAAGAUUUAAUAAAAUAUGUAAAUAUU